UGCGGAGCCGCCUGCAAGGAGCCGGGAACAGCCGCCGCGCCUCCGCACGUCCCCGCAAGUCCGGUCUCCCGGGGCGAGGCCGUCCCUGAGACCCUCCGCAGUCUGCAGACUCAACUCAAGGCUCAGAACAGCAGGAUCGAGCUUCUCUUCCAAAAGGUGGCCCAACAGCAGCGCCACCUGGAGAAGCAGCACCUGAGAAUCCAGAACCUGCAGAGCCAGGUGGGCCUCCUGGCCCCCACGCACCUGGGCCGCGGGGUAGCCACGCCUGCCAGGAGGAAGAGGCUACCCAAGAUGUCCCAGCUUGUUGGCUCCACUCACAAUAUAACCCACCUAUACAGGCUGCCCAGGGACUGCCAAGAGCUGUUUGAAGAGGGAGAACGGCAAAGUGGACUAUUCCAGAUCCAGCCUCAGGGGUCCCUGCCUUUCUUGGUGAACUGCAAGAUGACCUCAGAUGGAGGCUGGACCAUAAUUCAGAGGCGCCAGGAUGGCUCCGUGGAUUUCAAUCAGCCCUGGGAAGCCUAUAAGACUGGCUUUGGAGAUCCCCAAGGAGAGUUCUGGCUGGGCCUAGAGAAGAUGCACCUGAUCUUGGGCGACCAUGGCAGCCACCUGGCUGUGCAGCUGCAGGACUGGGAAGGCAAUGCCAAGUCAUUUCAGUUCCCCAUCCGCCUGGGUGGUGAGGACACAGCCUACAGCCUGCAGCUAACAGCACCCAUGGCCAGCGAGCUGGGUGCCACCACUGUGUCACCCAGUAGCCUCUCCCUUCCCUUCUCCACUUGGGACCAGGACCACGACCUCCGUGGGGACAAGAACUGUGCACAGAGCCUCUCUGGAGGCUGGUGGUUUGGUACUUGCAGCCACUCGAACCUUAAUGGCAAGUACUUCCACUCCAUUCCUCAGCAUCGGCAGCAGCGUAAGAAGGGCAUCUUCUGGAAGACCUGGCGGGGCCGCUACUACCCAUUGCAGGCCACCACCAUGCUCAUUCAGCCCAGAAUGGAUGAAGCAGCCUCUUAGCCUCCUGGCUGGGGCCUGGUGCCAGGCUCCUAGAGGACAGUGAUUGUGAUUCUGGCCCAGCAUUGGCCACACUUUGCCUUGGGCAGGGGCUCUGGGCAGGGGCCAUUUGGAGCAAUGUGGACAGAGAAGCAGCCUAUGACUGAAGAGGCCCCCUUUCUUAGUAGGGUGGCUAUAGGUGAUAUACCCUCUGAGGACAGUACAGGGCUCAGACCACAGAAAUGUGGGACCAACGGGCAUUGAGGCCUGCUCUUUGCCUACCCAAGGAGUGGGAGAUGCAAAGGGACCACUCGGGGGCAACCAGGCAGCCCUCAAUGGUAGAUUCAGUCAUGUUGACUGGCAGGGGAUGAGAGCACCCUCACGGUGCUAUUGUAUGUGGGUGCUGUGGGACAAGCCCAUGGCACUGGUGUCUGGGUGGAGCUCACAGAAUUCUUGAAAUAAAAGCAGCUUCAGAUUAUUUUAUUCUUCUUUGUCCUUAAGUUUGUUAAAAGUGGACAGUUUCAAAAUCCAGGUAAACAUGUUCUCAAAGUGGAGGUGAACACUCCCUGGUCUGUUAAGGACAAAACUGGUUAUUCCUACCACCUCUGACAACUGAUUUUUAUUUCCUUCAUUUAUUAUUUUAUGAUGUGUAUGUUACUUUUAUUUUCAAAAUUGGAAAACAAAAGCCCCCAUUCAUUCCUUCUAGAAGCAGGUAAAGAGAAAAUUAGAACACCCUCCUGAUCAUAUUUAUGCAUGUGAAUCACCAUUAACCUCUCAGUGUCCCACCAACUGAUAAAA
Molecule: messenger RNA, 1785 nt
Organism: Myotis davidii
Lineage: Eukaryota; Metazoa; Chordata; Mammalia; Chiroptera; Vespertilionidae
Gene: ANGPTL4
Product: angiopoietin like 4
Exons: 7
Biological process (GO): triglyceride homeostasis
Molecular function (GO): enzyme inhibitor activity
Source: RefSeq, a predicted model, not a curated record